This is a messenger RNA of Aspergillus aculeatus ATCC 16872, 454 nucleotides long. RefSeq lists its product as uncharacterized. Bases 137 to 454 code for a protein of 105 amino acids. The transcript is spliced from 3 exons. NCBI's taxonomy places the organism in Eukaryota, Fungi, Ascomycota, Eurotiomycetes, Eurotiales, Aspergillaceae. The record is from RefSeq and is a predicted model, not a curated record.
GUUCCUAGUAUAUAAUAUAUCAAACACUGAGACUCUAGGAAUUAGCAACUUCCUGCUUCACCUUCGCAGUUCACCCGUCCUCAUUUCUCUUUCUUCAUUGCAGCUUUCGUGCCUUUACCCACCGCCAACACACAAGAUGCAGCUCGUCUAUCUCGUAGUCAUGCUUGGUGCGCUGGUAGCAGCCGGCUCAACCGACCCGCAUGACCAGCAAGCAGACCACUCGCUGGUUCCUCACUCCGGUCACUUGCUAGAGACCAUGGACUCGCCCUGCACCGAGGAGCCUAACAUCCCUGGACCCAGGGUACAGACCGGCAAGCGAUCGCUUCUUGGUGUGAACCGGAAAAGAGAUUCCGAACUUCUCAGUGAUCUGGUGGGCGGGAGCUUCGCUCCCGCUUUCCGCUCUUCCGCUUUCCUCUCAGCAUUGUUAAUACGCGUGGAUUCCAUCAUUGGCUGA